Molecule: messenger RNA, 2340 nt
Organism: Aphis gossypii (cotton aphid)
Lineage: Eukaryota; Metazoa; Arthropoda; Insecta; Hemiptera; Aphididae
Product: major facilitator superfamily domain-containing protein 6-like
Exons: 10
Coding region: 378-2060 (560 amino acids)
Cellular component (GO): membrane
Molecular function (GO): transmembrane transporter activity
Source: RefSeq, a predicted model, not a curated record
CAGUUGUAUUUGUAUAGUGUAUUAGGUAUCUUUUAUUUGGUGUAUAAUUUGAUUUGUAUGUGAUAAUGUAAACUAUUUUUAUUUUUACGAAUAUGUCAUACAAGUUCGGUGAAAAUUAUAAGUAACUACUUUUAUUCCAGUUUACUGUGUAUAAAUCUAUAAAAAAAAAAUAGCAUGAAAAUUAUAACUCUACAGUACCUAUAUUAUCAAAAAUCGUCGAGGAGAAUAUCGAAUGACUGGUACCGAAUUGGUUUCCGAGCUCCAACCCCACAUGCCGAAUGGUUCCCGUUUGAAAAAAUUGUUUUAUCAAGAUAAGAAGUUUUCAGUUGCUAAGGAUAAAAAUUUAAGAAGUUCAACAAAUUUUAAAACUGUUAAAAAUGUUUUCAGUAAAUAAAAGUAUGCUGCGAAUGAAAUUUCACUAUUUUCUUUAUUUGGGUGGUAUUGCUUCAAUCGUAGGAUUUUCACCGACCAUAGCUAAACAAAUGGGCUAUUCACCAAUAUUAGUUGGUUAUCUUUACACAUAUUUAUCUAUUUUAUCCUUUUUAGUCAAGCCUAUUAUUGGAUUAAUAGUUGAUAAAUUUCGCGUGAAGAGAAUUACGUUUCUAGCAUUUGUUUUGACAUGUGGUUUAACAGCAUUUGUGUUAAAUUUUAUUCAGAAACUACCAACGGAAACGGCUGCGAUUUUAAGUUGCAACUCUAAAACAGUAUUAGAUGUUGGUUCAAACAUUAAUGGCCAGUUACCUCAAUGCGAUGAUAGUUUAAAACAACUCUUGAUGAAUAAUUCUAUGUCGAUUACAUGUCAAUUGUAUUGUCAACCAAACAAAUCAUUUUGGGAUGAGAUGUGUAAAUCUUGGAGUAUGGAUUAUUGUGCACCCCAAUACAACACGAAUACAAGCAAUAAUCUUGUACAUCUCAAUGUAUCAUUGUUUAAAAGUUUAACAGAUGAGAUAGAAAAUAAUUACGGGUUUGAAGUAAAAUCGAUGCAAUUCAAGGAAACUCAAGUAUUUUUUCCUACGUGUCUAAAACCAGUGAGCAGUCGAUGUAAGAUUGACUGUUCGAAUGAUUUUAUUAUGGAAUUAGCUACUAUUACAGUGUUCGAAGGGAACAUUUUUGGCUUACAUCAAUUUUGGGAAUAUUUCAUUGUUAUGAGUUUAUUUUGGAUAAGUCAAGCUAUAACUUGGAGUCUUCAAGACCCAAUUUGCUUUGAUCUCUUAGGUGAUAAACUUGAAGAUUUUGGUAAACAAAGGUGUUGGGGAUCUAUUAGUUGGGGACUUUUCUCGAUAUUUGGCGGAGCACUCGUUGAUUAUUUUAGUGAUAGUGAUAUUCACAAGAACUACUUUCCAAUUUACUAUCUAUGUCUUAUAAUCAUAUUGUGUGAUUUUGUGGUAGCUUAUAAAAUAAAAAUAACUGAGACAAUUGGAUCUAAAAAUACAUUAUCAGACAUAUUCAAAUUACUAACUAAUGUGAAUGUAGUAAUAUUCUUUGUAUGGAUCAUAUCGAUGGGUAUUUGUACAUCUAUGGUGUGGAAUUACCUUUUUUGGUAUAUGGAGGAUUUAACUCAGAAGUACCACAGUGAAAAACAAUUGUGGAUAAAAACAUUACAAGGUUCAGCUAUAGGAAUUCAAUGUAUUGGUGGUGAAAUGCCAUUUUUAUUUUUUUCCGGCUGGAUUAUUAAACGAAUUGGUCAUACAUAUUGCAUGGCCUUAGGUCUUAUCACUUUUGCUGUUAGGUUUUACUUGUAUUCUAUUAUAACUAAUCCUAUUUGGAUACUACCAAUUGAAUUCACCAAUGGCAUAACUUUCGGAUUGUGCCACGCUGUAUUGAUGGAAUACGCAAGAAUUAUUGCUCCUGCAAGUGCUGUCACCACUGUGGUAGGAUUUUCCGGAGCACUAUUUGAAGGUGUAGGUGUAUCUUUAGGUGGUGUGAUAGGUGGAUUUUUUUACGAAAAAUUUGGAGGAGUAUCAACAUUUAAGAUAUUUUCUAGCGGCUCCUUAUUGAUGGGUAUUCUUCAUGUAUUAUUUAUUGUGUUCAGCAAGAAAAAUAUAAAUAGAGCACCAUAAAUUGAUAUGAUAUCUGUUUAAGUUUAAGUUACCAAAUUUAAUGUUUCUAUCAAACUAUAAAUAACAAUGUAAAGUAAUGUAUGUACCUUUAUUUAUAUUAAUUAUUUAUACCUUUAAUUGUAUAUAAUUUAUAAACUAUGCUACUAAUAUUUGUUUAUAAUUUAUAGUUUGAACUUUAGUAUAAACAAUAAAACUAAUAAUAGAAAAUAGUUUCAGUGUAUUAAUAAUUAUUCAUUUAUAUUAUUUAAAAAUUAAUAAAAAUUAUAUUACAAAAGUUUCA